AAAUUCAGUAAUAUUCAACAUUAAACAGAAACAAAUAUGUGUGGCAUGUACGGAAUUUAAUAGAAGAGGUUAUCCUGCACGUUAUUGGUAUUUUUAUAAGGGAUAAAAAUUAAUUAAUGCAUAUAGUGCUUUACGAAUUUGUUGUGUAUUUUCACCAUCUACAAAAAUGAGUGAUCCUACAGUAUCUGUGUCUAAGGGUGUCUUCGUUUUUAAAAAUGGUUUUAAACCAGGGUCGACAAAAUCAAAAAACAAGAAUAAGCAAAGUAGUACCAAAACAUACAACAGUAUUUUAGAAAAUAAAUUGUGGUAUAAAUCGUACUCUAAAUUGUGGAACAAAAUCGAAAAGAAGAUUCAGGCAUUAAACGAAGAGACUUUCUCUUCAGUGUUAAGUAAUCUCGUGAAAUUUAUCAAAAACAGUUACGAAACUCCCGUUUCUGAAAUUCCAACAGCGACACUGUUAACAGGCAUAAACAUGCCAGAUCAUACAGCGCUCUUUGGAAGUUUAACAAACGAAAUUGAAAAACAUGUUUCUCCUCAUUCCGCUAUUUUACACGCCGAAGAUUGUAACAAUUUAAAAAAUAUGAUCGAAAAUAUGAUUGGACAGUUCGUGAAUGUCGAAAAAUUUUCAGGGGAUGAUUCGUCUGACUCCGAUGAAAAAAUUAAUACACGCAUUAAAAAAAGUCAAUGUACUUUUUCAUUGCUUCAAGGCUGGUACGAAGCGAGCUAUCCCAUUGAAAGUCCUAAGAGGACUAAAAAGCCUCCUAAAAAAAGGAAAAUAUUAGUAGUUGUUAUCCCAGACUUUGAAAGUUUUAACGAUAAAAUUCUCCAGGAUUUUGUCCUAAUUAUAAGCUCUUACCUUAACGUUUUACCAUUUGCACUUGUCUUUGGGGUGGCAACUUCCACAUCAGCUUUACAUAAGUCACUUCCGCAUCAUGUGUCUUCAAGAAUAAGCGUAAAAGUAUUUCAAUCUCAAACCAGUGUUGUAUAUUUGAAUAAUAUUUUAGAAAAUAUAUUCCUGACAGCUGACUGUCCAUUCCACUUAGGUGGAAGGAUAUUUUCAUUAUUCAUUGAUCAAUUUUUGUUCUACGACCUGUCAGUGAAAGGCUUUAUACGAAACGUAAAGUAUGCAAUGUUGGAGCAUUACAGUUAUGGAAAUGCAAUGGCUCUUUGCACUGAUCAAAAGCAUUUAAAAUCUUUGCUAAACGAAUUCACUCAUGACGAUUUUGAAAAUGUACGACAUUUAAUAUCAUUCAGAAGUCUGGUUGAAAACGAACAACCCGACAAUCGCAUAAAACUUUUAACAAACGAUGAUUUUUUAAAAGACGUGCUGCAUCAGGAAAUUACCACUUUUCUCGAAUAUUUGAGAACAUUCCAUUUAUUUUUAAAAUGUUUGUACGUUCUGGUACAGGACUUGCCAAAUAAUCCUUUGGGGAAACAGUUUCGAGAGCUGUACAGAACUUCUGUGAAUGAACUUAUUACGUCAACUGAUGAGUUCAGGCAGAGUUUCCGGCUUUUAGGGUUUCAGUCAAAAGACGAGUUGUUAAUAAAACUGACAUGGAUAGCUCAUCUAAUCGGAUCGGAGGGAAACGACUCGGUUGGAAUUAAAAAAGUAAUUAAAACUUUAAACGCAUUCGUUAAACAGAUCGAAAACUUUAACUUAAAAAUGGAAGAAAGUGGUGAUGAAGAAAACGACGACGUUGUUGUUGUCACGAAGGCAAAAAGUCGACAAGAAUUAAAAGAAAAAUUAUUAAAAAUGACCCACGAAAGUAAACCUCUUAAUAAAUAUGAAAAGAUGAGGAAAGAAUUGCUUACAUUUUUGACACAAACAUUCGAAAAAUAUUUGAAUACACCUAAGGAGUUGCCAUUUCAUGAAAUAUUUAUUUUUAAUGAUAUUUCCAUAAGACAACACAUCGAAGGGAUACAAAUGGCUUCCUUGCAUGAAGCUUUAGUAAAUCCACAAGCGUAUUUACAGUGUCAGUGCUGUACAUUACCGAAUAAUUCUUCAAUAUUAAAAACAAUGCCCGAUGUUUGUAUUUUAUAUAAACUUCAUCUUGAAUGCGGAAAACUGAUAAAUUUAUACGACUUGUUACAAUCGUUUCUUGUGAUUGUUGAACCUGAAAAUAACGAAGAUUGUAAAGCUAUAAAACCAGAAUUGCAAGCGCGAUUUACUCAGGCUGUAGCAGAACUGGAAUACUUGGGAUUUGUCAAAAGUUCCAAAAGGAAAGCUGAUCAUGUUACUAGAUUAACUUGGAGUGCAUAAUUAGCAUAUCUAAUAAAUUCGCUUUUUUGUGUUU
Messenger RNA from Agrilus planipennis (emerald ash borer), 2294 nucleotides. It is a transcript of the gene Orc3, whose product is annotated as origin recognition complex subunit 3. The transcript is spliced from 10 exons. Lineage: Eukaryota; Metazoa; Arthropoda; Insecta; Coleoptera; Buprestidae. Gene Ontology annotation, biological process: DNA replication initiation; DNA replication. Bases 167 to 2260 code for a protein of 697 amino acids. Gene Ontology annotation, molecular function: DNA replication origin binding. Gene Ontology annotation, cellular component: nuclear origin of replication recognition complex; DNA replication preinitiation complex; nuclear pre-replicative complex. The record is from RefSeq and is a predicted model, not a curated record.